Molecule: messenger RNA, 1761 nt
Organism: Erinaceus europaeus (western European hedgehog)
Lineage: Eukaryota; Metazoa; Chordata; Mammalia; Eulipotyphla; Erinaceidae
Gene: RUSF1
Product: RUS family member 1
Exons: 13
Coding region: 43-1452 (469 amino acids)
Source: RefSeq, a predicted model, not a curated record
CAGGACCGGAAGUGGAGUCAGGACCGGAGGCGGGGCCCCGGCAUGGCCGACGACGUGGCCCUGGGCGCCCGGCUCUGCUGGGAGCAGUUCGGCUCCGGGGCCGCCCGUGGCUGCCGCGCCGCCGCCGACGGGAGCCUGCAGUGGGAGCCCGAGGGGCAGCGCUGGUGCGGGGCGUCCCGGGGCUCCGCAGGGAGGCCCGCAGGCGGGCGGCGGGGCGGCGGAGCGGGGCGUCCCGGGGUCGCGCAGGCGCUGCUCCGCGGGCUCCUGGCCGUGUUCCUGCCGCGGGGCUUCCCCGAGAGCGUGAGCGCCGACUACCUGCGCUACCAGCUGUGGGACUCGGUGCAGGCUUUUGCUUCCAGCCUGUCGGGCUCCCUGGCGACCCACGCCGUCCUGCUGGGCUUGGGGGUCGGCGACGCCCAGGCCUCCGCGUCCGCCGCCACGGCCACCUGGCUCGUGAAAGAUUCGACGGGCAUGCUGGGCCGCAUCGUCUUUGCUUGGUGGAAGGGGAGCAAACUGGACUGUAAUGCCAAGCAGUGGAGGCUGUUUGCUGACAUCCUCAACGACGUGGCCAUGCUCCUGGAGAUUCUGGCUCCCUUGUACCCCGCCUGUUUCACCGUGAUUGUCUGCGUCAGCAACCUGGCCAAGUGCCUCGUGAGCGUGGCCGGCGGGGCCACUCGGGCCGCCCUGACCAUGCACCAGGCCCGAAGAAACAACAUGGCCGACGUGUCAGCCAAAGAUGGCAGCCAGGAGACAUUGGUGAACCUGGCUGGGCUCCUGGUCAGCCUCCUGAUGCUCCCGCUCGUGUCAGAGAACCCCAGCUUCAGCCUGGGCUGCUUCUGUCUCCUCACUGCGCUGCACAUCUAUGCCAACUACCGCGCAGUGCGCGCCCUGGUCAUGGAGACGCUGAACGAGGGCCGCCUCCGCAUGGUCCUCACACACUUUCUUCAGCGGGGAGAGGUGCUUGACCCCACAUCUGCCAAUCAGAUGGAGCCACUGUGGACAGGUUUCCUGCCGUCUCUGUCUCUCUCCCUGGGGGUCCCUCUACACCGCGUGGUCUCCAGUGCCUUUGAACUACAACAGCUGGUUAGGGGACAUCAAGAACCCUACCUCCUUCGCUGGGACCCGGCACAGAACCAGGUCCAGGUAGUUCUGGGCCAGACGGCAGGCCCCAAGACUGUACUGAGGGCUGCCACCCACGGGCUGCUGCUCCGAGCCCUGCAGAGAGACGGUCUCCUGCCGGGAGAGCUGGAGGAGCUGAGGAGCCGAAUGCAGGCAGGUCAAGAGAAAGACAGCUGGGCCAUAGUCAGGGAGACACACCAAGUGCUGGACAAGCUGUUCCCAAAGUUCUUGAAAGGACUGAGGGAUGCCGGCUGGAACACUGAGAAGCACCAGCUAGAAGUGGAUGAGUGGCGGGCCACCUGGCUCCUGGCUCUGGGGAAGAAGGGCUUGUGAGCAGCCCAGAGACCCAGGUCUCAGGACAGGAGCCCCAGCAAAGACAGCAGCCACAGGAGGACGGGCAAGGCAGCUUUAUUUGUGCCUGACAGAGCUGCUGUGACUGAUUGACCAAAGCCGCUCGGAGAGGCUGAACUCCUCUCUGGGACAAAUCGGGAGGCAGGCCUCCACUCCUGUCUCUCACUGCCCCCCAACUCCUUGGAGCUAAGCCCUGCCCUGGCAGCGGUUCCUGGCAUCCACAAAACUGCUGCCUCCCCCCCUCAGGCAUAAAAGCCCCAGAAGAAGGUGGCUACGGCCAUCAUGAGCAGA